Messenger RNA from Vigna angularis (adzuki bean), 649 nucleotides. RefSeq names its product probable calcium-binding protein CML25. The coding region runs from base 7 to 576 and encodes 189 amino acids. Gene Ontology annotation, molecular function: calcium ion binding. Lineage: Eukaryota; Viridiplantae; Streptophyta; Magnoliopsida; Fabales; Fabaceae. The record is from RefSeq and is a predicted model, not a curated record. The transcript has a single exon.
UCAAGCAUGGGUUUGAAAAAUCUGUUCAACCGGGAGAAGGACGCAAUAUCCUCCGGCGGGGCGUCGCGAUCGAUGUCACUGUCGGUGCGGUCGCGCGUGCGGAUUGGGGGAGAGCUGGAGCAGGUGUUCAAGAAGUUCGACGUGAAUGGAGACGGAAAGAUAUCGGCGUCGGAGCUGGGGUCGAUGAUGAGGAGCCUGGGACAGGCAGCGACGGAGCAGGAGGUGGACAACAUGAUCCGGGAGGUGGACGGGGACGGUGACGGGUGCAUCAACCUGCACGAGUUCAUCGAGCUGAACACCAAGGGCGUGGACUCCGACGAGGUGAUGGAGAACUUGAAGGAUGCGUUCUCCGUGUUCGACAUGGACGGGAACGGGUUUAUCACAGCGGAGGAGCUGAACACGGUGAUGCAGAGCCUGGGGGAGGAGUGCUCCCUGGCGGAGUGCCGGAGGAUGAUCGGCGGCGUGGACAGAGACGGCGACGGCACCAUCGACUUCGAGGAGUUCAGGACGAUGAUGAUGAUGGGGUCGCGUCAUGACACUACUGAUAGAGUUAAACCACCUCCAGAAACGUAUUAAUUACUCUUUCUAUUCCUCUCCUCCAAACUGUACAAAAACCUAUCAAUUAAAUAUAUUGUAUGUAAAUUCCUUC